GAGUAAGUGUGAGUGUGGAUAUAAGUGAGUGUGUGUGAGUGAGAGAGAAAGUGUGUGUGUGUGUGUGUGUGUGUGUGAGAGUAAGUGUGAGUGUGGAUAUAAGUGAGUGUGUGUGAGUGAGAGAGAAAGUGUGUGUGAGUGUACCAUCAUGACAGAUCCCCAUAUGAAGUGGGCAUGUGAGUACUGCACGUACGAGAACUGGCCCUCAGCUAUAAAGUGUACCAUGUGUCGAGCUCAGCGCCGCAGUGCCGCCAUCAUCGACGAGCAGCUGAACAAGUUUAAGAGUAACUCUGUGUGCGGCGACGACGACUCGGAAACUAGCAGCCUGAUCAUCUGCCCCGAUUCCAGCGCCAGGCCUCGGGUGCGCCCGUGCCGUCCCUCUGAGCCCGGCAGCCACGCGUCCGUGUCGCACCCUAACGAGGACUAUAACGAUAAAAACCGCCUGCACGCUCCCAGAUGGAGCUGCACCAUGUGCACGUAUGAGAACUGGGCAGAGACGCAGAGCUGCAUCGUGUGUGAGCACCCUAACGACACCUCACCCGUCAUCACUAACGAGCUGGUGCAGGGAGGAGGAAGGACACGGAGGACGAGGAUGUCCUCUCCUGUCUCCUCAGACUGCGAUGCGGAAGUCCACAUCCAGGACAUUGAGGUGGGAGCUCACGGCUGUGACGAGGACUUUAAAAAGCUCAAACAGAUCAAAAACCGUAUGAGGAAGAGCGACUGGAUGUUUCUCAACGCCUGUGUGGGAGUGGUGGAAGGCGACCUGGCUGCAGUGGAGAUGUAUAAAUCGUCAGGUGGAGAUAUCGCUCGGCAGCUGACGUCAGGGGAAGUGCGUCUGUUAAACCGUCCCUCAGCCUUCGACACCGGGUUCACGCUUGUCCAUCUCGCCAUCCGAUUUCAGAGACAGGACAUGCUUGCUAUCCUCCUGACCGAGGUGUCCCAGCAGGCGGUGAAGUGUAUCCCAGCGAUGGUGUGUCCCGAGCUGACGGAGCAGAUCCGCAGAGAGAUCGCCGCCUCAGUACAUCAGCGGAAAGGAGACUUCGCCUGUUACUUCCUGACUGACCUCGUCACCUUCACUCUACCAGCAGAUAUUGAAGAUUUGCCUCCUGCAGUUCAGGAGAAGCUGUUUGAUGAUCUGCUCGACCGUGACGUACAAAAAGGUAACCAUGGAAACCAAACAUCGCCGAUGAUCCGGAAACGUAAAUACACAAUCGCUGGCUAAUC
Messenger RNA from Tachysurus fulvidraco (yellow catfish), 1224 nucleotides. It is a transcript of the gene zranb1a, whose product is annotated as zinc finger, RAN-binding domain containing 1a. Gene Ontology annotation, cellular component: cytoplasm; nucleus. The record is from RefSeq and is a predicted model, not a curated record. Gene Ontology annotation, molecular function: K63-linked polyubiquitin modification-dependent protein binding; cysteine-type deubiquitinase activity. Gene Ontology annotation, biological process: protein deubiquitination involved in ubiquitin-dependent protein catabolic process; protein K29-linked deubiquitination; cytoskeleton organization. NCBI's taxonomy places the organism in Eukaryota, Metazoa, Chordata, Actinopteri, Siluriformes, Bagridae. The coding region runs from base 149 to 1222 and encodes 357 amino acids. The transcript is spliced from 4 exons.